Parascedosporium putredinis is the source of this 894-nucleotide messenger RNA. NCBI's taxonomy places the organism in Eukaryota, Fungi, Ascomycota, Sordariomycetes, Microascales, Microascaceae. The record is from the annotation of a GenBank genome assembly.
AUGGAUUCUACUCGGUUAUACACCAGAGAAGAGCUCAAGGAGGCUGCUCUCCAUGAUCUUAUCACCAGCAGAGUCGACUCGAGGAUGAUCAGCUACCUUGCCAAGGCCGCCGACAAUGUCAUUCCCUGUGACAAGAACAUGAUGCCGGCUCAGUCCCGGAAGAACACCAGCCCCGCUAACCUACCGACUCCCCCACCACUCCCGAGCUCCGCGCCGUCCAGCCAGGACCCUAUGCUCCCUACUGUUGAGCAGUUCAUCCGCCAGCUUGUCCGGUCCAGCAACGUUCAGGCCGCCACCCUCAUGCCCACCCUCGUCUACCUUCAGAGGUUGAAGAACAAGCUCAACCCAUGUCCCGAGUACGUCAACGAUAUCUCGCCCAAGAAUAAGCACUGGGCCAGGUAUACCAACAUGGAGGGACCCACCUAUCACUUUGGCUUCUGCACAUCAGAGGUCAACCUGAUGGAGAAGCAGCUCCUCCAGCUUCUCGAUUUCGACCUCCGUUUCUCUGAAGAGGAUCUCUACAACUCGUGGCGUGAAUACGUUGAGCCUACGCGCCAGAAGAUGGAAGACGAGAACAGGAAGACCUACUUCGCCUGGCAGGAGACCGCCAUGCGCGCGGCUGCCACCCCCAGUAUUCUCCCCGCUACUACUCGCAGUAUGAUCACCACAACCCCGACCAGCGUUGACUCGGUUGACUAUACCGAUAUCUACACCCCUUCGCAGUACGCGGGCUACGAGUAUCCAACCGUUGCAGCCAAUAAGGGCCAGAGGAAGCGACUUCUCCCCUACGAGAUUACCGCGGAGCAGGCCAUGGCUCAUAGCAUGGAGAACAGGACGGCCAAGAUCCCCGUGCAAGCCGGGGAGUCUUCAGCAGGGUCUUUGGCAGUGCUAUGA